Messenger RNA from Nothobranchius furzeri (turquoise killifish), 593 nucleotides. NCBI's taxonomy places the organism in Eukaryota, Metazoa, Chordata, Actinopteri, Cyprinodontiformes, Nothobranchiidae. The record is from RefSeq and is a predicted model, not a curated record.
AACUCCUUGGAGGCGCUUUACACCGGAAGCUAUUCUGUUAGCCUCAAGCGGUUGUUAGCGUUGCAGUGCUGUCGUGGUAAACAAAAACGUUUAAUUUAGGGGUGUACCCCUGUGUUGGAUAUUCCAGAAACAAUUGAGAGCCUCAGUCAGCAUGGCCUCUCUGUUGAAGCACCUGGUUACAUCCCUGACUCGACCAGCAGCCCAGAUGACCCUAUCAGCAGAAAGUGCCUACAGACGUCUCUGCACACUCACUCUUGCCCCUCGUUCACUGCUACUAUCCCCAGCCAGGAUCAACUCCAUCCCGCUCCCCUCGUCUGUCCUCUCAGCUCAGUGUGGACCAUCUCUAUUGGGACAGUCCCAGAAUCUUCCAUGCAUCCAGCCCUCUAUGGGGAUGAAAACCAAAUCAGCCUUGAAGAAGCGCUGCAAAGACUGUUUCUUUGUGCGAAGGAGGGGACGCUUGUUUGUCUUCUGCAAGACACAUCCCAGACACAAGCAGAGGCAGGGUUAGGUUGUUGGGAUGUUUAGAAAUGUGUGUUAUGGCUACAAAAACUGUGCCGUCAUAAUAAAUUACCUGCAAAAGGUUUGUGCUUUCA